Messenger RNA from Trematomus bernacchii (emerald rockcod), 2884 nucleotides. RefSeq names its product zinc finger protein 345-like. The record is from RefSeq and is a predicted model, not a curated record. Lineage: Eukaryota; Metazoa; Chordata; Actinopteri; Perciformes; Nototheniidae. Gene Ontology annotation, biological process: regulation of transcription by RNA polymerase II. Bases 165 to 2672 code for a protein of 835 amino acids. Gene Ontology annotation, cellular component: nucleus. Gene Ontology annotation, molecular function: RNA polymerase II cis-regulatory region sequence-specific DNA binding; DNA-binding transcription activator activity, RNA polymerase II-specific. The transcript has 6 exons.
AUGUAACCAGAGCGCCAUUUUGCACACGAAGAGCCGAUCACCAUCCGAGCUUUUGGACUCUUUGUCCCGAAGAGACAGAAGUUCAGAACCAGCCGAGCCGGACCGGACAGAACCAGCCGGACCGUACCUAACCCUAACCCUAACGGGACCGGAACCGGACCGAGAUGGAGGUGUUUGUUGUUCAGGCGGAUGUGAUCCUACAGGCGGGACUUCAGUCCGCGGUGUGUGAGCUCCAUCCCGGGGGGUCGCGAGCUCCUGACAGGGAUCAGCUGACUGCCGUCCUCCGGAUGAUGACCAGAGAGGCGCUGCGUAAAAUCAGCCGAGUCUUCAGAGAGCUCUACGUCCGCCUGGAGACAGAAAACAGAUCUCUGAAGGACAAAGUGCUCCAUCUGGAGUCAGAGGGCGAGAAGACUGUUUAUAAGAUCCAACCAUCAGAUGGACCCGCCCUCUCACUGGACAUCAACCAAUCAGCAGUGAACCCUACAGCGCUCGCCAUGGCGAUCCUCUCCUCCUCCAAACAGCGAGCUAACAGCAGUUCUCAGGUUCCUCUGGUCAUCGUCAGCCAGCCGCUGCCUCAACCAAUCACAGGCCAAAGCCCCGCCCCCCAGGACCUACAGAUGCAGACAGACUUGCAGACGGACCUGCAGACGCAGACCGGUCUGCAGACCGGUCUGCAGACACAGACAGACCUGCAGACGGACCUGCAGAUGCAGACAGACCUGCAGACCGGUCUGCAGACGCAGACAGACCUGCAGACGGGCCUGCAGACGCAGUCAGACCUGCAGACGCAUUCAGACCUGCAGACGGACCUGCAGACGGGCCUGCAGACGGGCCUGCAGACGCAUUCAGACCUGCAGACGGACCUGCAGACGGGCCUGCAGACGCAGUCAAACCUGCAGACUGACCUGCAGUCAGACCUGCAGACGCAGUCAAACCUGCAGACUGACCUGCAGUCAGACCUGCAGACGGACCUGCAGACAGACCUGCAGACGGACCUGCAGAUGGAGGUGGUGUUAGAAAUGUUCUCCACACAUCCUGAAGAAUCACCUGCAGGCAUGACAUCACUUCCUAUGUCUGAUGGUCAGCCAAUCAGUGAUCCCUCAGUUGAACCAGUGACACACCUGACACCUGAGGACCAGGAUGUUGUUGAAACAGCAGUGGAGGCUGACAGUCAACCAGCGCUGAGCCCGGAGCAGCAGAAGGAGACGGACAGGAGGAGGAGGCGGGAGCUGUACAAGGAGAAGAGGUUUUUCUGUGAGUUGUGUAACAAAGGCUUCCACCAGCAGCAUCAGCUGAAGAAACAUGUUUCCUGCCACCUGAAGCCGUUCCCUUGUAGCUCCUGCGAUAAAGGCUUCUAUAAAGCCCGCAGUCUGCAGAAACACGAGCAGAGCCACAAGCUGCAGGCGGCGCAGGAGAGCGACCCGGAGAAGCUGCUGCGCUGCGACGCCUGCAGCAGGACCUUCCGGCUGCAGAGGCAGCUGCGCUCUCACCAGGCUGCGCAGCACCGAGAGCAGCAGCUGCACUGCAGCGUCUGCCCCCGCAGCUUCACCUCAGCCGCAGCGCUGCGAUACCACCAGGUGUCGCACGCCGCCGUCAAGCCCUUCAUGUGCGACGUCUGUGGAAAAGGCUUCACCAGGAAGAAGAGUCUGCGCGAGCAUCAGACGGUGCACAGCGGCGCGCGACCCUACCCCUGCGCUGCCUGCGGGAAGAGCUUCUCCACCGCCAGCAACCUGCGCGUCCACAAGAGGUCGCAUUCAGACGAGCGGCCGCACAAGUGCCUCCAGUGCGACAAAGCCUUCAAGAGCAGGAUGGGCCUGCUGCAGCACCGCCUGGUUCACUCCGGGGAGAAACCCUUCACCUGUCCCACCUGCGGACUCAGCUUCGGACUCAAGUACAACUUCCAGAGACACGUGCGGCUGCACAACGGGGAGAAACCCUUCAGGUGUGAGAAGUGUGGAGAAGGUUUUUCUGGAACGUGGGCCCUGAAGAGCCACAUGCUGGUCCACGGUGUGGAGAAGCCCUUCAUGUGUGACCUGUGUGGAAAGACCUUCUUCUAUAACUGCCAGCUGCAGAAGCACCAGCAGCUGGUCCACGGGGAGAAGGAGCGUCGGGGGGGUGGCGCGGCGGGGAGGCGGAGAGAAACCGUAGAGAAACCGUUCGGCUGUAAAGUCUGUCUGAAGAGCUUCAGCAGCUCCGCCACGCUCAGGACGCACGAGAAGAGCCACGCCGAGAACAAGGAGUUCAGCUGCGACUCCUGCGGGAAGACCUUCCACCUGAGACACCUGUACCUGUACCACCUGAGGACGCACAGCGGGGAGCGGCCGCACGUCUGCGCCGUCUGCAGCAAAGGCUUCCUGUUGCAGUCGCAGCUGAAGCAGCACGAGCUGCUGCACACCGGAGAGAAGCCGCACCGCUGCCAGACCUGCGGGAAGGAGUUCAGGACGCCGCAGAACUACCACCGCCACCUGCUGGUCCACAGCGGAGAGAAGCCCUACGCCUGCUCCGUCUGCAGCCGCAAGUUCAGGCAGUCCAACCAGCUGAAGUCUCACAUGCAGAUCCACACCGGCGUCAAGCUGUACUCCUGCCAGCGCUGCAACCACGGCUUCUCCGACUCCAGACAGCUGAAGAAGCACCGCUGCGGAGACGAGCUGCAGCCGAAGAAGCACCGCUGAGGAGACGAGGAGACGAGCUGCAGCCGAAGAAGCACCGCUGAGGAGACGAGGAGACGAGCUGCAGCCGAAGAAGCACCGCUGAGUAGACGAGGAGACGAGCUGCAGCCGAAGAAGCACCGCUGAGUAGACGAGGAGACGAGCUGCAGCCGAAGAAGCACCGCUGAGGAGACGAGGAGACGAGCUGCAGCCGAAGAAGCACCGCUGAGGAGACG